AUGGAAGCACCACAGCCACAAUCCGUCGAAGAAGCUGCACAAUCGACUUCCAACGCUUCUGCUGUCAGAGAGGAUGUCGCGACCUCGGCCCCGACCUCCUCCACAUCUCGAUUGAACCCGCGAAGCUGCGUCACGUGUCGCCGCAGGAAGGUCAGAUGUAAUAAAGAAAAUCCAUGCGCAAAUUGUAUAAGAGCGGGGAUUGAGUGUGUCUUUCCUGGUCCGGGCAGGGCACCCAGAAAAUCGAGAAAGCCCCCCGAUACAGAGCUGCUGGCACGGCUACAGCGAUUGGAGGGAGUGGUCCACAGCCUGGGAGCGCAGGUGGACGAGAAUGGGGUCUUGUCGUCCACUGUCACCGGCUCUACAGACAUACGAGUUCGGUUUGGCGACACUCAAUCCGGAGACUCACCUACAUCCGAUCGCUCUGACUCGAAAAGGCAGUCCAUUGAUAAGCACUCGGGUCGGCUGCUGAUAAACGAGGAUCGCAGUCGAUAUGUCAACAGUGCCUUCUGGACCAGCAUGAGCGACGAAAUCACGGAGAUACGUGAUAUGCUUGACCCUUCCAGCGCAGACGAAGAGGAUGAGGCCCCCUUCUCAGACCAGGAUCGCCAGGUGAACCAUCAAGCCUUCCUCUUCGGCUACUCUUCGACAAUGCUGGAUCUACGAGAGCUGCAUCCCACCCCGAGCCAGAUCUUCAUUUUGUGGGAAGUAUACAAGGAAAAUGUCGAUCCCGUGGUCCGAAUCACGCACCGACCGACUGCAAGGACAAUCGUGAUGACUGCGGCAACUAGCCUCGACCGUGUGUCAAAACCUGCGGAGGCCUUGCUGUUUUCCAUCUACUUUGGAGCGGUGGUCAGUUUAAGCCCAGAACAAUGCCGGCAACUACUCGACGAGGACAAGGAAACUCUUCUGAAGAAAUACCGUUUCGCGAUAGAGCAGGCAUUAGCACGUGCCGACUUCUUGAACAGUUCCAGUCUGAUGUGUCUACAGGCACUCGCCCUCUUCCUCGUCUUUGUGCGGCACUGUGACGAUUCCCGUAUAGUAUGGGCUCUGGGAGGUUUGGCAAUACAUCUCGCGCAGGGGCUAGGCAUUCACCGCGAUGGGUCGCACUUUGGCUUGAACCCCUUUGAUACGGAAAUGAGACGACGACUGUGGUGGCAUCUGACUGUUGUGGACAGCCGCUCGGCGGAGGAUCACGGGGCCGACCCCGUUUUCACCGAGCCCUUCUACGAUACGAAACUUCCACUGAACUAUAAUGACGACGACAUCUAUCCGGGAAUGAAGGAAUACCCUCCGGAGAGACAGGGCGCCACCGAGAUGACGUUCUGCCUGAUCCGUUUCGAACUGAGCAUCUUCUCCCAACGUCUGAACUUGACCUCGCCAGAAGUGGAAGAGGGUCACGCAUCGCCGGAUUGGAAGCUUAAGGAGCAAAUGAUCGACGAGUGCCACCGCAGGCUGGAAGAGAAGUACCUGCGACACUGCGACAUGAGUCAGCCCAUCUAUUGGGUAGCUACUACCGUUGCCCGCUUGAUUUUGGCAAGGAUGUGGCUGAAGGUGCACCAUCCCCGUUCAUUCAGCCCCACAAACGAUGCCUCGCCCAUUCCACCAGAAUGCCGAGACCGGGUAUUCCUCACCUCUGUGGAAGUGAUCGAAUUCUCUCACCUGCUAGAAAAUAACGAGAGUACUGCAAAGUGGGGGUGGCUCUUCCGGACUUAUGUACAAUGGCAAUCUGUGGCUUUUGCGCUGUCAGAAAUUUGCGUGAGGCCGCCAGGACCCGACGUCGAUCGGGCGUGGCGAGCGAUUGAAUCAGUAUAUGACGAGCAGCUGGUAAAGAAUACCAAGUCGCACAAGGGCUUGGUAUGGAAACCGCUGCGGCUCUUGAUGGCGAAGGCCCGGGCUCGAAGAGCAGCACAGCAGGCGCACGACGCGGGUCAGGGAGGCGAGGGCCCCAACGUCGCCCCAUCUACAGAUCUGCCGGCAUCCACCUCGAUGGAGCGUUUCAUGCAUGACUAUCCCAAUAAUGUGGUUUCCAGUACCCUGGAAGCAUUCGACCUUGGGAGUCAAUCACCUUACUCGCCUGUGGCACCUAAAUCGGUGCACGUCGGGAGUGGGAGUGGGAUGGCCAGCCAAAGCAGCAGGGCGACUCAUUCAGCGGAUCCAUCGGCGCUACAGCACGGUGAUUUCUUGAAUUAUGAAUGGUCGCCGUCUGUGGGAGAUUUCAACAUCCAACCAGAGCCCUUUUCCCGAUUCAUUAUGAAUACGCAGGAAGAAUGGUUCUGA
Molecule: messenger RNA, 2277 nt
Organism: Capronia epimyces CBS 606.96
Lineage: Eukaryota; Fungi; Ascomycota; Eurotiomycetes; Chaetothyriales; Herpotrichiellaceae
Exons: 1
Coding region: 1-2277 (758 amino acids)
Biological process (GO): regulation of DNA-templated transcription; DNA-templated transcription
Molecular function (GO): DNA-binding transcription factor activity, RNA polymerase II-specific; DNA binding; zinc ion binding
Source: RefSeq, a predicted model, not a curated record